AUACACCUGAAAUUAUUUUCUAAAUUAAAAUUGAAACAUGUCAGAGUUAGUGUCGAAAUGUGUAUUAAGGGUAGAAGUUAACGAUUCGCAAGAAAGCGAAGAGUCUAGAGGUGCCGAAGCGGUAGUAACUUCAGAUAAUGUACAACGAAGUAGAGGUCAACGAAAAAUACGAGACAUCAGCGUUGAGACAUUUCCGAGUCGCUUGGAAAGCCCCCGGGAUGAUUGGGGUCUUCUUCCUAAAUAUUCGAGAGAAACGACUCCAGUCAGUGAAUCUCAAAAAGAACCUUCGGAGAAAGAUUCAGAAAUUGGAUUUUUCAGUGGAAACCCCUUCGUGGAGAUUACCAAGGGAAUUUUACAUUUAUACAAAGAAGAUGUUUUAAGUAGCAGAAAGGACGCUCUUACACUGUGCCUCUUGGGAGUACCUACAAGUAUGACAUGUCACGAUUUAUUAACUUUUACUGCACCGUGCCAUGAUGAAAUUUCACACAUUAGAGUUUUAAGAGAUUCAAUGCCAAAUCAGUACAUGGCUCUUUUAACUUUCAGAAAUCACGACUCUGCUAUGGAAUUUUAUUUAACUUAUAACGGAGCUCCGUUCAACAGCCUUGAACCUGAUAGUAUAUGUCGCAUAGUGUGGGUGUCUAAAGUAGAAUGGGCUCAUGAUGGGGUGCCUCCUCCCGGUCACACUGAAUUACCCUUGUGUCCUGUCUGUUUAGAACGUAUGGAUGAAUCUGUCGAUGGAGUUUUAACCAUUCUUUGUAAUCAUGCGUUUCACGCUAGCUGCCUGGAGCAAUGGGGCGAUGCCACCUGUCCUGUUUGUAGAUGCGUUCAAAGUCCAGAACAAGCUGAAAUGUCCGAGUGCGAGGAAUGUGGAACUUCCGUUCCUUCACCCGAUAGUCUUUGGAUAUGCCUUAUUUGCGGUCACGUUGGAUGCGGCAGAUAUCAAGGUGGACAUGCUGCUUCCCAUUAUAGAGAAACGGGGCAUUGUUACGCUUUACAGUUAGGAUCUCAUCGUGUUUGGGAUUAUAAAGGUGAUAAUUUUGUUCAUCGGUUACUUCAAAACAAGGUCGACGGAAAAUUGGUAGCUUCAGAGGGACCCCCAUCGGAAUCGGAGGGAGCCCAAGAAAAAGUCGAUUCGGUACAAUUAGAAUUUACUUAUCUGCUGACAUCUCAGCUAGAAGAACAGAGAAUGUAUUUUGAAGACAAAAUGGCCUUAUUAGAAAGUCAAUUAUCUGAUGAAACGAAACUUUUACGGGAAAACAUGGCUUCUCUAUCGGAAGAAAACAAACAACUUCGGCAAAAAUUAAAUACUGCUACAAAGGAGAAGCAAGCUUUAGAAAAGAAAUUACAGCAACAUCAUUCUAAGCUGACAUCUACUUUAAACGAUCUUAAUGAAGAAAGGCAAUUAGGAAAAGCUUUACGAAAUAACCAACAACAAUGGCAAACAAAAAUUAAUAACCUAGAAGAGAAAUUGAGCGAAUUACAAUCGCACAAAGAGAGAGAAAUUGGCGAUUUAAAAGAGCAAGUCAGAGAUUUAAUGUUCUUUAUAGAGGCGCAAAGGGUAAUUGAAAAAUCUGAUGAAAAAGAAGAUAUUGCAAGCGGAACAGUCACAAUAGCAGAAACAUCUGAUACUUCAAAACGCAAAAAAGGCAAGAAAAAACACUAAUAUAAUUAUAUUGGAUUAAAUAAGUAUUCUUUAAACUGUUAAGAUUAUCUAUUUGUAUAUUUAAUAUAGAACAGGUGUGUAUUUUUUUAAUUUAUGUUGUGUUGGUUAUUAAAACUAAAGAAAACAAAAGAUUUUACAUGAGAUGAUGUUUUACAAUGGUUUGUAAAAAUAAACACCCUCUCUCUCUUUCUCUCUGUUCAACUCAUGGGAAAUCUAAAAAAAUGUUCUUUAAAAUGUUGGUUUUGGUUCAUUGUUUUCUGAAAACAUUCGUAAAAAGAGUUAAAAAUAAAUUUGAAUAAUAUAUAAUUUAUCCUAGAAUUGUUGUUAACAAACUUAUCAGUCAACAAAAUAAAUACAAAAAUAAUAAAAUGUAAUUAUAAAUAUAUAGAUAUAUCCUAUCAAUAUUAAGGGCAACAGUAAUACGUACAAUAUUUAAUGAUAUAAUAUCGAAAACUACACAUGUAUUUUUUAGGUAUCUAAUUACCAUGACCAUUGAAUUCUUCCCUUUGCCCCUUUUAACACACAACCCAGAUUAUCACAAAUUUAAACUAACAUGUAUUGUAAAUUUAAUUUACUGGUAACUUUUUGAAAAACACGUUCAAAAAUUAUCAUGGUCUACUUUCGAUCGAACGCUUCUCCUCUUUUUCUUUAUUACCAUCUCCUUUCACCACUUGAACCAUCCUCAAUGUUAAACCGGCCAAAAUCGCAUCAAGGGGAUCCAUAAAUCCUCUUUGCAUCCAUUUCGGAAUGGUAGUACGCGCGUGCGAGAAACCCAACUUUUGAAGAAUGUAAUCGAUACCGUACGGUUCUAUGUACUUUCCGGCGACGCUCAACAACCGCACGGUCGGCUCCAAAUGCCACGUUUUGCAAUUGUAAUUACGCCAAUCCUUCGCGAAAAUAUCCACGUCUAUGGAGCCCUUUUUGGGCGUCUCGCUCAAGGAUUUCGGUCGCUCUUGAUCCGCGACGAGUUUCUUAUCGAAACC
Molecule: messenger RNA, 2646 nt
Organism: Phyllotreta striolata
Lineage: Eukaryota; Metazoa; Arthropoda; Insecta; Coleoptera; Chrysomelidae
Source: the annotation of a GenBank genome assembly